Molecule: messenger RNA, 13306 nt
Organism: Xyrichtys novacula (pearly razorfish)
Lineage: Eukaryota; Metazoa; Chordata; Actinopteri; Labriformes; Labridae
Source: the annotation of a GenBank genome assembly
AGCCGAUAUAAACUCACACACUGACCUACUUCAGCAGAAGAAGAAGGACGCAGUCAGACUCAGAGGACCGCCAAACGCUUUGACUUUUAGACUUCAGGUAAACUUUACGGUUUGAUGAUUUCUUCAUGCAGAGUUUUGCUUUCAGUUUUAAAGAAUCUUGUUGAACUGGAUUGAAAUGAGGAGGUUUGCAUGUAACUGAAGCUGAAAAGAUGCAGCUGCAAACUUCGUAAGAUCUCUGUCUUUUGAAUUUGGCUCGUGUGUAUUUUUAACCAGCUGAAAAUCAAUCUAUCUAGUAUGAUAACAGAGUGAUUUUGACCCUGCUGAGCCUCCAUAGAAAGAUUGUGAGGAGUCAGAGCUGCAGGGAAACUUUGACGCACUCUUGGGAAACACAAGAGUCAAGGUAAAGUUUAUUACGAGCAGAGUUUAGUCAAAGUUUCAGCUUCACUGUAAACUAUUUGCAUAGAUCAUGAGACCCUGUUAUUUUAAACCAUGUGAAACAUCCCUCGGGUCACACUUUACUCUGCUUGAAAUCAGUGUGUGUAGGAAGGAGCAGCUGAGAGCAGCCGGCCUCAAAGUUAAAGCAGACUCUUGAACGUUGGUGUAGUUUAUCAGGUCAGAGGUUGUUACUGGAACCAGAGCGCAGAAAUGCAGAUUAGAAACAGGACGUCAUAAAGAACAGAGACACACGGGCUGGAGGUGAUGGAUGACAGAUGGCAGGAAAACAGAUGAGCAAAAAAAAGGGGGAAAAGUUCAGGGUCUGUGAGUGUCCGGGGUGAGGAUGUGAAUCCCUGAUGAGAGAGAGGAAACUUUCCAAACUUGUAAAUAAAAAGUUUUCCUCUUCAGUUCAACAAGUUUGGACUUUUUAUCUGGUAUGUUUACGUCUAACCCGUCAGCGUGUUUUUUCAGAGCAGCAUUUUUCUGACCACAAGUAUGUGAGUUUCCCCUCCUCGUUCAGAUAUCUGUGUCCUGGAAAAACCGGUUUCAGCCUCCGAGUUAUCACAUGAGUGAAAAGAAGUGAUUGAGAUUAUCAUGUGAUAGAGGAGCAGCCACCUGAAGCCUUUAAACACUGAUGUUUCCUCCUGUCAGAGCUCCUGUGAGGAGGUUUCACCAGGUCACCUCCAAAGACCGCAGUGUUGCAUUCAGGGUCUCUCUUAAAGGUGUAAUUAGUGCAAAAUAAAAGUUCCUCAUGGAAGCUUUAGGUUCCUGUAAAUCUGAAGUGUAUUAAUGUGUCGUUGUUGUUGUUGUUGUGUUUUCAGGAUGUUGCAGUGUGUGUGCGUGUUGCUGCUGGCAGCUUCAGCUCUGAGUCAUCUGGACGAAGUCACUCUGGACGCUCAGUGGGAACAGUGGAAGGUCACACACGGGAGAGAGUACAACGGCCUGGUGAGUGUCUGCGAGUCUGCGAGUGCACCUCAGAAUGUCUGUUUAAAAUAAGAGAUCAGCAGGUUUAGAUCUACAGGAGCUGAAAUACUCAUAAAAAAGAUAGUAAAACAUUUGACGGUAUCGGCUGCUUUUCGCACCUGAACUUCUUGAUUUAGUUUAAAUAAGAAUUAAAGAAACAGAAAUUAAAAAAACUAGACUGCAUAAGUAAAGUCUAUUAUCUUAAAGCUGAAGCACAUUACAAAAAAAACAGUAAAUCUGAAGAAUAAAUCGCGGAUUACUCCUUUAUUGUUGUUGUUCAUUGGUCAAAGCUUUCAUGAUUAAAAUCCUGAUUUACUUCUUUAUUGAUCAGUUUUGGUUUAAUGCUGAGGACAGUUUUCACUUCAUUUAAGAGAAAACACGUUACACAACUUGACUUGACCCGAAACAGGAAGGACAGGCGGAUAAAACCGUGACUCAGUGUGUUUAACGACAAAUCCAAGUCCUUUUCCUGUCAAUUAUCUCAGUUUGAUAAUACAGCUUAGUUCACGUCCUAAAUCAAAGUGAGUCGACCAAGUUUUCAUCCUACAAAAGAGAGUCAAUCAGAGCUGCUUUUACUGAGAAGAGAUAUAAGCAGCUGUAAAAGUUUUAAAGUUAAAUGACGGAGAAACUCUGCAGUGAUUUAUGGAAACAUUCACACAGUUUGUCCUGCUUUCUUUUCCCUCUCUCGUCGUCUGAACACGUGUUCGUCUUUGUGUUUGACUCAGUGUCUCCAGCUGACUCGAUAAACAGUCCGUCUGCUCUCUGUCAGCUGUCGCCCGUCUCUGUUACCUGACGUCGACGUCGUCAAACCUCGUUUAGUCUCGAUUUGUUUAAAGCGAAGUUUCGUUUCCUCUGUUGGCCGAAAAGACAGGAAUGGAGGAAAAUAGGCCGACUUUACCUUUUAAUUAGCUUGUCUGUGUUUCAGCCUCAUUUCAUGAAUUAGGCCGAUGAAAUCAGUGCAGGUCCACACAGCCGGCUCCCUCUGAACAGAGCUACACUGAACAUCUAUGUUUGUAUCUCUAUGUGGGUCAGCUCUAGGAGGAUGUCGCUCAUUUGUAUGCAAAUUGUCGACAUCCAUAACAAUAUGAGAUUGAGAUACAACCAAGCGCUCCGUUAGUGAACUAAAAAAACAUCCAUUUUCUACUUGGUAUUCGGGGUCUUUAUAUCCAUUAGCAUGGCCAUAAUCAUUACGUCUCUCUCAGUUUCUAUUCCAGUAAUGGAAAAUGUAAAUGAUGUGAGGGACUUUGAUUCAAUUAGAGAGAUGUCGGUUCAAGGAGGGUUGAAUUAAAGGAGGACUGAUUAAAAUCACCAUAAAAGAGAGAGAGGAGGAGAGGGCGUCUUUUCUGCUGACUGAACAGGAAUGUAAAUAACACUAACGAUCACAUGAGUCCACACACUCCAAUAAAAACACACAUCUGCACCCAGAAACACACACACACACAUGCACACAGCUGUGGCGACCUCUACCCGGAGGUGAACAGAUGGCGAGGAGGUGAAUCUGCAGACCGCCGAGGUUCAGCACCAACUUUCUUCUUCUUCUUACGCAGCAGAAAUAAAAACUUAAACCGGGAAAUUUGCCAAAGAUGAAACUAAAAAAAUGAAGAGUAGAGGGGUCGGGGGGUCUCCGCUGAUGGGACUCUUUAACACCUGGCUGCUGUAUGAGCAAACAGCCCUCGAACAGUGAGAGUUAACCCCAAUUAAGAAGAAAACCAGCGAGCCGGGGGGAGAAAUGUUUGUGGUUUUUACUCGGUUAAACCCAAACGGACUUCCUGAAUCAAAGGAAGUAAACAGCGUUUGGCAGAAGUGGGUCCAGCCCGCCUUUUUGAAAAUGAACUUUCUCGAGUAACUGGCGGAGGAUCAGAGUCACUGUAAAGUCUCAUUGUGCGUGGCCUGCUUUACUUUCCCAUCCUCUCCUCUCCGACUCCAUCUGUCUCCGUUCUCUGGGGCCAAAACAUGAAGUAGAGCAGCCAGCGCAGAACCGGCCCGAUGUUAUUUCAUGAGGUUUCAGUCCGUGUGGUCGGCCUGAAACAGAAGAACGUGAUGGUAUGACGGCGUUAAAUAUUUACACUGAUUGAUAAACGCCAUCACCACUUCCUCUGACUGUUUCUCUCUGAUACUUUUCACGUCUGCAGCUGUUCAAACACUCGACUUUAUCGGGUCAGAACCUCAGAACGUUCAGGUACACACCUCCACCUGUUGACACUGUGGCAAAAAUCUGUGUGGGUACUUUGACAUGACCGCAAAAAACUGAUCAAUCGUGCAAAUCCACCUAAAAAUAAAAGUGUGAUCGGGUUUGCACAAAGUUGAAGAGUGAAAAUGUAGAGGAAGAAAAAGAAGUAGUUGUAGUAAAAGUAGAAGAAGAAAUAGAAGAAGAGAAGAGGUAGUAGUAAAAGUAGCAGAAGAAGAAGAAGAGCAGUAGUAGUAGGAGUAGUAGAAGUAGUCGUAGAAGUAGUAGUAGUAGUAGAAAAAGAAGAGAAGAAGUAGUAGUAGAAGAACAAGAUAAGUAGAAUUAGUAGUAAAAGAAGUAGUAGAAGAAGAGAAGAAGUAGUUGCAGAAGUAGUAGUAGAAGAAAUAGAUCAAGAAGAGAAAAAGUGGUAGAAGUAGAAGAAGAGAAGUAGUAGAAUGAGAGAAGAAGUAGUAGAAGAAGAAGAAAAGAAGUCGUAGAAGUAGCAAAAGAAGAAAAGAAGUAGAAGAAGAGAAUAAGUAGCAGAAGUAGUAGAAGAAAAAGAGAAGAAGUAGUAGAAGAAGAAGAAGAAAAAGACUGUGUUGGAGUCAGAUUAUCUCACGUAUAUCGACCCCUAUAAUACCACAAGGCUGAUGAUCGGUCUACCCUCCUCACAGCCUCAGAUCCUCAUCCAGGACUCUUCUGGGCUCUUCCAAAGUCAUGACCUCUCUCUCUGUAGCUCGAUGUGACUCUUCUUCUACCUCUUCUUCUACCUCCUCGCUCUGAUUUACCGUUAUUCCUGUUUUUAUUAAAGCUGCUGUUUCAUCUCAGUUCUUUGAUUGAAAGUGACUUUUGUUGUUGUCGGUUUCAGGGUGAAGAGGAGAUCCGCCGGGCCAUCUGGGAGAAGAACAUGAGGAUGAUUGACGCUCAUAACCAGGAGGCGGCGUUGGGCAUGCAGUCCUACGAGAUGGGCAUGAACCACUUUGGCGACAUGGUGAGUCUGAGACGGGUCUGCGCGCUCCAGGCUCAACCUGAGCGACGCCAGACCACCUGAUAUCAGCUCUUUAGAUCCAGACCGAGUCUUUUAGAGUCCACUUUAACCUCAGCUGUGGUUUCUGGUUGUUGUCCUGCGGCUCGCUCAGGUCUUUAAAUCAUCUGCAGGUCCGGGACACGGGUUUCAGAGCGGGUCAUUACUGAUGUCUGUUUAUGCGUCAGGAGUCCGUGUAAAACGCCGUAAAUCAACCAGGGGGCGGAGAGUCAAAGACGUCAGAUCCAGCGUGUGAUACUUUGGUUAAUUUCUCAGUGACAGGAACGUUUACGCACGUUCGGAUCAGAACAAACAGACGGAUUUAUGGUUUUUGGAGGAACAGGUGGCAGGAAGCUUUCAGCAGAAAUGAAAGAAAUGAGCAGAUGGGUCGUUUUUCUUUAAUUAAUCAUCUUCCUGCUCAAACAAUGAGCCGUCAUAAAAGCUCUCAGGUCUUCAGAUCGUCAAAACUAGGAGGAUUUCUCUCUUAAUAACUGCUAAUACCAGAUAAUCCUGCUCCACCCUGCAGAGAAACAGGACUCUGUCUUUUUAAUUCCUCUUUUCUUCCUACAGCUUCAUUAUUUUCUUCCUCUUCUUCCUUUUUUCUUUUGUGUUUAUUGACUGUUUUAACUUUUAGUCACCCCUCUGGUUCCUCUUCCUGUCAGGAAAAUGACGUUUAAAUAAACCGUGUUAAACUCUUCUCUUCAUGCUGAAUCAGAUCCUCCCUCUCUCAUGUCUCCUUUUCUUGUUCCUGUCCCAAAACAUUUUAAUCUCUGGAGAUUAUUCAACCGGGAAAGGUUUCACACCGUCUAAUGUCAGAGGGCGACGACCUUCAUCCUCUGACUGCUGCGAGAAACGCUUGUGAUCGAGAAACUCAUCCUGCUGCAGCUGCACCAGAAACAAAAAACAAGAACUUCAAGUCUUUUUUUUUAAUGAGUGAAAUAUUCCUCUCUUUUCAUGCAGACAUCCGAGGAAGUGUCCGAGAAGAUGACCGGCCUGCUGGUUCCUGAUAACCGAGAUCCGAGCCUCACCGUGGAUCUGGACGACGGGCAUGUGGGGGCGAUACCAAGAUCUGUCGACUACCGCAAGAAGGGCAUGGUGACCUCCGUGAAGAACCAGGUCAGAGAUCAUUCAGUUCAGAACUAAAAACUGCAGGAGAUGGUCAAAACCGAGUAAAACUGUGCUGCACGAUUGCAUAAUGACUACUGUUGAUAAAGACGUUUAAAGCUCCUGUAAGGAACUUUUACCUCCUGAUCUGAAGUGACUCCAUCCUGUGCAUGUUUCGGUCAUGCUACUAUCUCAUCCUACUGGCUUUUGGAAGUCAAAUGUGUCUCAUGGUGAAAGUUAAUGAAGAAAAUUUAAUUUCUUUAGACUCUUAGCCCUCUUGAAUCUGUUUCAGGGAUUAAAAAUGACAACUAGCGAUGUUUCGUCUUGUCGCAGGUGGUUUUGUUUGAUUUUUUUAGAUCAUAAGGAAGUAUCGGCGUCAGUUACAGUCUGUUAAAAACUCCCGUCAGGAGCUUUAAUUCAUGAUAGUAAAAAGUCCUCAUGCUCAGGUCGACCGUGCACUGACUGAAAAAGGUUCAACUUUUCACGUUAACCUGUAAAUGUGGCGCUGCAGGUCGGAUUAAAACUCCUCCACAGUCGUCAUUUAAAGGACAAACAAUCUGCCUAACAGAAGGAGAACAUUUACGACACAUAUUCAAAAAUUAUGGCUGUGACAGUGUUGUGAUAUCCAAACCUUUCAUCUGCAUAAUUUCAGACAAAUUAAAAGAGUCUUUGAGAGAAUUACAGUCCUAAUUAGUCCAGGGACACUUCACACAGAAACAAAGCUCUCAGCCCACAUUCAAAAGCCUUUUUAUGAAAAUGCACCAAAAAACUGUGAGUCAGUGUUGUGGUGGGCUUUCAUUCAAACACCACGCUGAAAAUAAAGAAGGAAUAAAGCUUCAGGAAAAAUACCUGAAAACAUUCCUUCAUGCUCGGGAGAAUAAAAGGACAGAAACCGUCAUGUAGGCAGCUGGAGGAGACGCUCUGUUCUUCUCACUGCUAAUGGACUUUCUGACAUGAAAAGACGCUUUCAUUAAUACAUGUAAUUAGUCAGGAUGAGUGGGAUGAACAGCAGGCUUUUAUUGACGUAAACAAGGCUGCAGCAGAGCAGACAGGACAUAGAUUCAGAUAUGGGGAUGCAUCUGUGCUUUUACUGCCAGCAGGCAGAGCGGCGGCGGAACGAACGAACAUACAGAGAUGAAACUGCAGGACGUUUAGACUUAACCUUAAGGCGUAGAGCUUUAAACUUUAAAAUCAAGAUUUAGAGUUUUUGACUUUCAUAUUUGAUGUUUUCUAAACUGAUAAAAACACUUGCGAUCACUUAAACAUGUAUUUACCAUCAAACUUUGCAAUAUCAGAACUGAAAUUUAUUAUUUAUCCACCAAGGGAGUCGAAUUCAGCCUGUUUAUGAUAACAUUUAAGAAUCAUAAUACUCAAAAAUACUUAAAAUGACUGUAUUUUGUGUUGAAAUGCAAAAGGAUUAUUCUCUAAAGUGGCACCACUUAGAUCCUCUAUGUUUUAUAAGGUAAAUUAGAUGCAAAAAAAACGUGACAAAGUGUUUUUUUUUUAAGUUAAAGCUGCCAAUGAAAGUGUUUGUUUUUAAUCCUACUAUUUGUUAAAAGUAAAGUUCAGUUUAUUUGAUAGGUUUUUUAUUAGUGAAUGAUCAUUUUUAUGCUCAUAAAGAUCAACAAGGCGUCUUUACCUAAAAUAUCACUGAAUAUAUUGUUUUGUUUUUUUUUUCUUUUGACAAACUCAAUAUUUCCAGUGUUUUAUUGUGUCCCAGUUUACAAAAGAGCUAAAGUUAACUAAACUAAACUAACUAAACCUGUAUGGUUUGUGUGCGUCCAGGUAUUUGACCUUCCGUUCGCUCAUACUAACUUUUGUCCAUGAAUAACAAACUGUUUUUUUCUACUUAAUUGACCUCCAUCUCUGUCUGUUAUGAUCUGAUGCCAGAUGAAGUGACCGCAGAGCCUUAAAUUCUAUGAUUUUGUCAUUAAUUACAAUUUAAAAGCACCAGAAACUGAAAAGUUUUUUACAAGAUACAAAAAAAAGUUUUAAAAAUUUCCAAGGAACUGAACUCCAGUUUCACAGUAAUGUGAUUCACAUUCUCCAGCAGGUUGAUCCAGUUAGUUUACUGACCUUGUAGAUUUUCUUAUCACCGAAAUAGCAGAGGAAAUUCCUGCACGUCAUUUUGACUCGGCUAAAAAAGCCACAAAAAAGUCCGACAUUUUCAGAUAAAGGUUAAAACAGGCCGACGAAUGAUAAAAAAAACAAAAGUGAAAAAUGUGAAUAAAGAAACAGUUUCAGUCCACCUGAGUCAAGUUUCAUGACCUGAAGUAACUAAUUAUUCUUCACCCUUACCCCCCCAUCUCACUCCAGAGUUAGUUUAAAACUUAAGAGCCUGAAAAUCUGCUACAGGAUUAAAAAAAAUACACAAAAUAGGAAAAAACAAAAUAUGCCUCGUCAUGCUGCUAGCCUCUAGCUUAAAUCUCUUCUAGCUAACACCUGACAGGAUUCAAAGGUUUUAAACCGAACGGACUUCAGUAACUCUGAUAUUCUUGAGGUUAUAACUUCAUAAAAAUCAAAAACAUAAUAUUUAUGAACAAACUGUGUCCAGAGCAACAAUCCUGAGAGGUUUACACCACAAAAUCAGCACUUAAGGAAAUGAACUCUUUAUGUGUCGGUAUCACUAAACAACCAGGAGAGGGCAGAAAGAAAACAAACUAAACUUAAUGAUGUUAAAGGUGAAUCUUAAAGGACACAACAGUUAGUGAGAGCAACCUUAAAUUUAAUGACAUUUUCUACUUUUCACAAGACGUACAGGUGGAUGUUUUCAGGCAUUUAACACCUUCAAUAAUAUUGACUGAAAACAGGUUUAGGGGUUAAAAGUGUUAGCAUGAGUUUAUCACCAGAGAUAACAGCGAGAUUUCCUGUCAAUCCAACACCAGCCUCUAUAAAGUGGGUUUUAUCGCCCUCUGGUGGCUGAAAUCCAAACUGCGUCCAUAAAGAGGAUUUAUUGAUCUGCUGCUCAGCCUCCUGUUGAAUUAUGCAGCAGCCUGGCUUCACUCUCUGAAUACUAACAUCCCUCUGCUUCCUCCCCAGCAGCUCCUUUUAUCAAAACUCAAUACUGUUUUCAUGUUCUGUUUGUUCGAGGCCAAUUUUGACUUUCUCCACAGCUGCAUUCAAAACAUCCCCCAGUGAGCGGAUGUGAUUACACAUUUACAAAGAUUUUAAUGGAGCGGCUCGGAAUAAAAAGCCUCAAACUGUUUUUCUGAGUGAUGAACGAGGGGGAGAUGUGAUCAGAGAGUCGACCAAAGACCGGCUGAGUCUCAUUAAUACAUGACUGACAUGUUCCUCUGAGUCAACGCUGAAAUAAUCCAUUUUUGAUGCACAUUAUAACACUCAAAAAUCAGCUCUGUAUGCAGACCUGACGGCUAUUCUUCAUUUAUUUAUUGGAUUUAACUGUUUACUGACGCAUUAACCCUUUCAUACACAGUAGUUUCAACAGAGAACAGUAAUUUAAAUGCUGUUUCCUGCUAAAUGCAUGAGCUUUGAUAGGAUGGGUGCGUACAAACCACUCAAUAAAUGUUAAUAAGUCACCGUGUACAUCGCCAUCUACUGGCCAGCUUUUCCACAUGUACCAAAUAUUCCUCAAAAUUCAAACAUCAGACAGUCAAAGCUGUCAAAAACAAAUGACCAUGAAUCAUCUGUAAAAAAGCGCAGUCAGUGUUAAUAUAAAUACUUUAGUGCAUUAGAUAUGUUAUUGAGGAGUAAUUUGCAGGUUCAACUUUAGAAAAAAACAUUAUUUUAAAAAUGUAAUUUAAUCACUUUUAUUAGAGAAGAGCUUUAGGUGGAUAAAAGAGGAAUCAAGCCAUCAAAAACUGCAACAAAAAAAGCUUUAUGGUAUCACUAACACAAGCAGAAAUGGCAAACAAACCCCUCUACAUAUAUCGGGGCUGUUUUUAAGUAUCUGAAAUUGUCGCGUCUUCGUCUUUAAUCUUGAUUAAAGAUUUGAGUUUGGAUGAUAAAAAUAACUUUAUCCUGCUUUUUGACAUUAAAAAAAUACUCUUGAAUCAGAACAUCUGUAUGAAACCAUAAUUUUAGUAAAUCAUAAGAGUCAGCCCCCCCGGUCAAAAAAGUCUGGACACGCCCCUGCUUCAAGGUACAAACUACAGAGAUGGUUUUCAUGUCCUGAAGUGAGUUUUGUCUGUAAUUAUGAUGUUUGUUUUAAUCUGACAUCAAACAGUAGUCAUCCUCCUCCUCUUCCCACCAUGCACUGCUCUGACUGCUGUGUUGUCAAAGUCUGCCCCCUGGUGGACAGACAGGAGAAGACAAAAACUCCUCUUCCUUGUGUUUUUUCCACGUCUCAUUAAGUAAUCAGUCUGAUUCCCCUCGGCUGAUGAGGUCUGUCAUGUUAACAAUUUGAUUUUAUCAGCUCAUUAUUUUCAGGAUUAAUCGCUGGAAUAAAAAAUGAACCCGAAUAUUGAAAAAUGUCAUUUUUCCCCUCAAGCUCGAGGCGCUGUCUUCAGAUCGUCUUUAUUGAUUUACUGACAACUCAAACCCUGCAGACUUUCUGUCAGUAACACUUCAGAGAAAGUGGAAAUCUUCUUAUCUGAGAGAGUAAAACUGGGACAUAUUUGCUUCUUCUUAACGACAUCAAAACAAUUAACCACAAAUAUAGAAUUAAUAUCUAUUUAUACUAAUACUAUUCUGGUUGAUCUUGAUUUGUCUCCCUCUCUUCAGGGCUCCUGCGGCUCCUGUUGGGCCUUCAGCUCAGCCGGCGCCCUCGAGGGUCAGCUGGCCAAGAAGACGGGUCAGCUGAUCGACCUCAGUCCUCAGAACCUGGUGGACUGCGUGAAGGAGAACGACGGCUGCGGAGGAGGAUACAUGACCAACGCCUUCAGCUAUGUGCGGGACAACGGAGGCAUCGACUCUGAGGAGACGUACCCCUACGUCGGAGAGGUGAGACCGACACACGAGUCUUUAUCGUCGUCUUAAAUCUUGCUGACAGAUGCUGGGAUUUUCUACUUUUCUACAUUUUUGUUCACCACAUUUUUGAGAACUUUUUGUUCCUUUUUUCACUCAUGAUCUCAUUUAUUUCCACGCACGUGAGUUUCAGUUCUGAUGCAGCAAACCACGACCUAAACCUCCGAUUACAAAAUACUCCUCUGUGAUGAUCGGGAUAAACCAACAAUGAGGAACUGCAUUUCCCAGAAUUCUUUGACAGUGCAGAGGAAGUACAGUGUUGCAGGUUUUGUCCUGACGUUUGGCCCAACUUUGUUUUUCCUUUCUGUCUCAAAAAGCAGAAUUUGUUGAGUUCAUGUCCACUCCCAGAAAAGUUGCAUGUAGAUGAGCUGCACACACAGAGUGAAACCGAAGCGGUCAACAGUUCCUCUUUUAGUUGUUCAGGAGGUCACAUCCAACCAGUCAUUUGUAAGAACAGGACAGAGACGUCAAUGAGUUAAAGAUUUAUAUUAAUCACACAGAGAUGAUGUUUUAUGGAAAUAUUAUCAGAGUCUCUUUGCCUCCUAAACUCACAGCAGUAAUAUUUAACCGAGUACAGAUGAUUUACCAGAAGUUAAAAGUCCCUCUUUGUCCUCCAAAACAAACAUGAGUUCCUCUUUAGGGAACUUACUGCGAAUAAAGGAAGUACAACUGCUUCCUGGUGAUAAAAACAAGCUGUGUCAUUAUUAUUUCAUACCAGGAACGAGCAGAGAUUAGAUUUUAAUGUCAUGUGAUGUGACGGUAAAUAUCACAAGUAUUUAGGGUUCAAUCAAAGUUACUGUUUCUGCAGCGUUGACGACAUAUUUUUAACCUACGUUUAACAAAAAAGAGAUGACGAGACGAACGUUCACGGACAGAGAUUUUGAUGGUUUUAAACUGUUUGAGUCUCAUUGAAUUAAAAAUAACACAACAUAGAAAAACACAGUUUGGUAAAAAUGAAAGUUUAUUUUAAAUUUAAUGGCAGUAACGCAUUAAAUGACAUAAAAACACAAAACGUUCUCAAACAAAACAACAAAAAGUUCUUUAAUAAAAACAAAAUAGUUUGACUUACAGUGUUACCUUAAGUUUAGUGUUCAACUUACUUCAGUAAAAGAAACAGAAAUGCUGCAAAUCCUCAUUUAUUUCGGAACCUUAGACAAAAGUUAACUUUUUAGUGUUGAACUUUUAAGUCAGAACAUAAAGAAAGAAAAACAAAAUCUUGACCAAAAUUUCAAGUGGUGUUCAGUAUUCAAGAAUAAGAUUUUUGUAAUGUGCUUAUUUCGCUCUUUUUAUAUGAGGAGUCUUUAAUCCUUCAGAUCUCAAACCUGUGUGAUCGAGUGUUGUGGUUCUGAAAUCGUCUCAAUCUUUAUUUUUCAUCUCCAGGUAUCAGAAGUUUAGAUUUCCGACCUCUUAACCUCUCAUCUUUCUCGCCUGCAGGACCAGCCGUGCCGCUACAACUCCACAGGAAUGGCCGCUCAGUGCAAAGGCUACAAGGAGAUCCAACAGGGCAACGAGCACGCCCUGGCUGUGGCGCUGUACAAAGUGGGUCCGGUGUCUGUGGGCAUCGACGCCACGCUGAGCAGCUUCCAGUUCUACCAGAGAGGUCAGUGAGACACUCGGUUAUCCUCUCAGUCGAUGAUGUAGAGACGAAGAUAACGUAGAUAACAUAGAUAACGUAGAUAACAUAGAUAACGUAGAUAACGUAGAUAACAUAGACGUUGAUGAUGUCGCUGAAACCUUGAAAACUUUGAUAUUCGGAGCGUUUGUCUUGGUCAUAAUUUUCUGAAAGUGUCGGUCUGUUGCUGUCCAUCUUCUUCUUCCUCACUCUGUCUUCGUCUCUGCCGUGUGCUCAGGUGUUUACUACGACCCCACCUGCAACAAAGACGACAUCAAUCACGCCGUGCUGGCAGUGGGCUACGGAGUCACCGCCAAGGGGAAGAAAUUCUGGAUCGUGAAGAACAGGUGGGUCACGUCACCUGUCUGCCAGCAUCAGGUGGCUCAUUGAGCCGCCAAAAUGAAACGACAGCUUGUUGUUGAUUUGAGAUGAAACGCUGUUCGACUCCCGGCGACGCUCGACGACUCUUUCUGUCUUUCAAUCUCUGACGGCGUCUCCUUUUCUGUUCCCUGACAGCUGGGGCGAGAGCUGGGGCAAGAACGGCUACAUCAUGAUGGCACGAAACCGCGGGAACCUCUGCGGCAUCUCCAACCUGGCCAGCUACCCCGUCAUGUGAAGAGAAGAGCGAGGAUUUCAGAGGAAGACGAGGGAGAACGAAGACUACUGCAAACAGAAACGUACAAAAAGUUCAUCCUAACAUAAUAACAGCGACCACUACACACCACAGCCGAUGAUUUCAGCCUGUUGACACGGACAUUUUCAGAAUGAGGAACUUCAUUUACGUCUGAAGGAAACUUUGCUGCUGAAGGGAGAUUGUGAUAGCUUCAGUUUCUUCUUUUUAACACGGUUUGUUUGUUUAAAGAUUAACGGUUUUAAUUUGGUGGCAGGAGACAUUGCUGGACGAUGGGAGCUCCUCCCUCCUGUUGAUGCAGUCAGUCUCUCCAAACUCUCGUUUCUCUCGAUCACGUCGACUUUUGUCAUUGUUGUUGUUUUUCUGUGAAGCACUUUUCUGAUGAUCAAAAACUGUAAACUGAUGUUUUCUAUGAGGUUGAAUAAAGGUUUCAUUUUGAAUGCAGCG